UGAUUGUAUAACAUAUAUUUAUACCGCAGACGAGAGUGAUUACACUGUUCUAUUUAUGUUAACUUCAGAAUUAAAUUACUUAUUUUUUAUUAUUUUAAUUAAUAAGUUAUUAAUUAUUAAUAUAUUAUAAACAUAAAAUUAUAAUUAAUUAAUUAUUUUAUUGAUUAUUUUAUUGAUAACCAAUAAUCGAAAUGUUUAUUCUAAAAAAAAUUUUUAACAAAAAUUUACAAAUUCUUUUAUAUAGAACUUAUGCAGUAAAUUCAAAAGUAAUUGAAGUCACAAAAGAUGAUACAGAUAUUGCUACAAUAUCAAUGGCACGACCACCUGUAAAUUGUUUAAAUAAAGAAUUAUUAAAUGCUUUAAAUACAUCUUUAAUAGAUGUACAGAAACAAAAAUGUCAAGGUGUUAUAUUAACAUCAUCAUUAUCAAAUAUAUUUUCAGCUGGAAUUGAUAUAAAGGAAAUAUAUAAUAGAACUGAAAAACAACUUAUUGAAUAUUGGACUGCAAUGCAAAACACAUGGUUAACUUUAUAUAAUUUGGAAAUACCAAUAGCUGCUGCUAUUAAUGGUUCUAGUCCUGCUGGUGGAUGUUUAUUAGCAAUGUCUUGUGAAUAUAGAAUUUUAGUUGAAGGAAAACAUACCAUAGGAUUAAAUGAAACACAAUUGGGAAUUGUUGCUUCAGAAUGGAUGAAGGCUCUUUACAUUGAUAUAUUAGGAUAUAGAAGAGCUGAAUUAGCACUUUUACAGGGAACAUUGUUUCAUCCAAAAGAAGCAUUAGAAAUUGGACUUGUAGAUGAAUUAGCUUCAAACAAAGCAAAUGCAAUUGAAAGAUGUCAAAAUUACAUCAAAAGCUUUAAAAAUAUAUCCUUUAAAGGAAGACAAAAAACAAAAAUGGAAUUAAGAAAACAUAACUCAUUAUGGUUAAAAGCAAACGCAAAUUCUGAUCUUAAUAAAUUUAUAACAUUUAUUCAAUCUCCAAAUGUACAAACUAAUCUAAAAUUAUACAUGGAAGCUUUGCAAAAUAAAAAUGUUUAAUUCAAA
Messenger RNA from Apis laboriosa (Himalayan honeybee), 1040 nucleotides. RefSeq names its product enoyl-CoA delta isomerase 1, mitochondrial-like. The transcript is spliced from 5 exons. The coding region runs from base 192 to 1034 and encodes 280 amino acids. Gene Ontology annotation, biological process: fatty acid beta-oxidation. Lineage: Eukaryota; Metazoa; Arthropoda; Insecta; Hymenoptera; Apidae. Gene Ontology annotation, cellular component: mitochondrion. The record is from RefSeq and is a predicted model, not a curated record. Gene Ontology annotation, molecular function: enoyl-CoA hydratase activity.